AUGGCGUGUUUGGGGAUUCGUCACAGCGUAGUUGGAGAUUGCAUGAUCCGGAAGCGUGGUGGUGGUUAUACAGAUGAACGAUCGAAUCGUCUUUCCGGAUUCACACAGCUCUCAAUCCCCAAUCUCGCCGUUAAACUUCCUAAUCAUAGAGUCUCUACAGCGGUUUACGCUACGUUAGCGUGUGAUUCCGGUCAUCGGUCGACUUUGUCUUUAUUUGAUGACAGUUUAGAUUUACGAACAGAACCAUUUGGUGGUAGUGAUGAUAAUGAGGAUCACGAUCGUACAUGUAUUGAGAGCCCUAGGGUUUCGGAGAAGCUCGAUGAAUGGAUGCGGAUUUCGGUAACGGAAAUCGUUAAGAACAUAAAACAAGCGCCGUUGCUGGUUCAGAUCUACGCCGAUGGCGAGGUGGAGAUGAAGAAAUCGCCGGCGGCGAAGGACUGGCGGAAUGUAGUUAAACACAGAUCGUCGUCACUUGAGGGAGUUAUACUGGUGGAGGAGCUCAAUGAGAACACUGAUCCGGUGGAUUCCGACGUAAAGUUCGAGGAAGAAGACGGAACUAGGGCUUUUGGUGUGCUGAUUCAAGGAAAAAUUAAAGGUUUAGAUCAAUGUUACUCAAUCCGUCAAUCGUCGUUUGAUUUUGCACCACCAUCGACGGCGGAAAGGAUGGCGUGUUUGGGGAUUCGUCACAGCGUAGUUGGAGAUUGCAUGAUCCGGAAGCGUGGUGGUGGUUAUACAGAUGAACGAUCGAAUCGUCUUUCCGGAUUCACACAGCUCUCAAUCCCCAAUCUCGCCGUUAAACUUCCUAAUCAUAGAGUCUCUACAGCGGUUUACGCUACGUUAGCGUGUGAUUCCGGUCAUCGGUCGACUUUGUCUUUAUUUGAUGACAGUUUAGAUUUACGAACAGAACCAUUUGGUGGUAGUGAUGAUAAUGAGGAUCACGAUCGUACAUGUAUUGAGAGCCCUAGGGUUUCGGAGAAGCUCGAUGAAUGGAUGCGGAUUUCGGUAACGGAAAUCGUUAAGAACAUAAAACAAGCGCCGUUGCUGGUUCAGAUCCUACGCCGAUGGCGAGGUGGAGAUGAAGAAAUCGCCGGCGGCGAAGGACUGGCGGAAUGUAGUUAA
Lactuca virosa is the source of this 1119-nucleotide messenger RNA. The record is from the annotation of a GenBank genome assembly. Lineage: Eukaryota; Viridiplantae; Streptophyta; Magnoliopsida; Asterales; Asteraceae.